GCAAGCCCAUCCCACUGCACCCUCACUCCAUAAAAGUUGUCUCCCCAGUCACCUCAUAAAGCCCAUUCUAGUGCUUCUGGAAUCAUUUCUCCUCUUUUCUUCUUUCUCUCUCGAACAUUCGCUCUGGGGUUCCAUUCCUUGCUCUCUGCAGCUGUAAUCGCUUGUUGCACUAUAUGCUUCCUAGAAAGAGACCAGGGGAAGGCGAGGCUGUUAACGAAGGCAAUUCCCAGAGUGUUCUCAAGAAGCAUCGCAUCAGUUCCUCCACCGAUAGCAAGAAUAAUCAGGAGAGUAAUAGCAGUGGAACUGGUAGCCUUGUCGUAGGGAACAGCAACAGUAACAGCAACAAAAGCUGCGGGGAACAAACAAUCACGGAGAUGGCCUUUGAUGAUGGAAAUCCGCGUGAUAUCGAUGAGGAUCUCCACAGCCGGCAGCUUGCAGUGUAUGGGCGAGAAACGAUGCGGCGGCUCUUUGCAUCUAACGUUCUUGUGUCUGGAAUGCAGGGCCUUGGAGUUGAGAUUGCUAAGAAUCUAAUUCUUGCUGGUGUGAAGUCUGUGACAUUGCAUGAUGAAGGGACUGUGGAGUUGUGGGAUAUGUCCAGUAACUUUGUUUUCUCAGAAAAGGAUUUGGGUAAAAACAGGGCACUUGCUUCAAUGCAGAAGCUACAAGAACUUAACAAUGCUGUGGCUAUAUCGACUUUGACUACGAAGUUGACUAAAGAACAACUUUCUGAUUUCCAGGCUGUCGUUUUUACUGACAUCAAUUUAGAGAGUGCAAUUGAGUUUAAUGAAUACUGCCACAAUCAUCAGCCUCCUAUUGCUUUUAUUAAGACAGAAGUAAGAGGCCUUUUUGGUAGUGCAUUUUGUGAUUUCGGACCUGAGUUCACUGUCUUUGAUGUCGAUGGUGAGGAACCCCAUACAGGUAUCAUUGCAUCUAUUAGUAAUGACAACCCAGCUCUUGUGGCAUGUGUGGACGAUGAAAGGUUGGAGUUUCAGGAUGGGGAUCUUGUUGUGUUCUCAGAAAUUCAGGGAAUGACCCAACUCAAUGAUGGAAAGCCGAGAAAGAUAAAAAAUGCACGUCCUUACUCUUUCACCCUUGAUGAAGAUACAACUAAAUUUGGUACAUAUGAGAGAGGUGGUAUUGUAACCCAAGUAAAGGAGCCUAAGAUUUUGAACUUCAAGCCACUGAAGGAAGCAAUCAAAGAUCCUGGUGAUUUUCUUCUUUCUGAUUUCUCUAAGUUCGACAGGCCACCUCUCUUGCAUUUGGCAUUCCAAUCACUAGAUAAGUUUGUGUCUGAACUCGGGCGCUUCCCGACUGCUGGGAGUGAAGAGGAUGCUCAAAGGUUGAUUUCUAUAACCAGUGACAUAAAUGAGGGUCUAGGUGAUGGGAAGCUGGAUGAUAUAAAUCCAAAACUUCUCAGACACUUUGCUUUUGGUGCCCGAGCUGUACUGAAUCCAAUGGCUGCCAUGUUUGGUGGCAUUGUUGGGCAGGAGGUUGUGAAGGCCUGCUCUGGGAAGUUUCAUCCUCUUUUUCAGUUCUUCUACUUUGACUCACUAGAAUCUCUUCCUACCGAGCCCUUAGAUCCUAGUGAUUUGAGACCUUUAAAUAGCCGUUACGAUGCCCAGAUUUCAGUCUUUGGGUCUAAGUUUCAAAAGAAACUAGAAGAUGCAAAGGUUUUUGUUGUCGGGUCUGGUGCUCUUGGGUGUGAGUUCCUUAAGAAUUUAGCUCUAAUGGGAGUUUCAUGUGGAAAACAUGGAAAGCUGACAGUUACCGAUGACGAUGUAAUAGAGAAGAGUAACUUAAGCAGGCAGUUCCUCUUUCGAGAUUGGAAUAUUGGGCAGCCAAAAUCCACUGUUGCUGCUUCUGCUGCUUCAUCAAUUAAUCCUCUUCUACACAUAGAAGCUUUGCAGAAUCGCGUGGGCCCUGAGACAGAGAAUGUUUUUAAUGAUGCCUUCUGGGAGAAUCUCAAUGUUGUGAUCAAUGCCCUUGACAAUGUAAAUGCCAGACUUUAUGUUGACCAGAGAUGCUUGUAUUUCCAAAAACCACUUCUUGAGUCUGGGACAUUAGGUGCCAAAUGCAAUACGCAAAUGGUUAUUCCCCAUCUGACAGAAAAUUAUGGUGCUUCCCGGGAUCCCCCUGAAAAACAAGCACCCAUGUGUACUGUGCACUCUUUCUGGGCGCGGUCGGAAUUUGAGGGCUUGCUUGAAAAGACACCUGCCGAAGUAAAUGCCUAUCUUUCUAACCCUAGUGAGUAUACAUCUGCAAUGAGAAAUGCUGGGGAUGCUCAAGCCAGGGACAAUUUAGAACGCGUAAUUGAGUGCCUUGACAGGGAGCGUUGUGAAUCAUUUCAAGAUUGUAUUACAUGGGCUCGUAUGAAGUUUGAAGAUUAUUUCGCAAACAGGGUGAAGCAGUUGACUUUCACCUUCCCUGAAGAUGCUGCAACCAGUACUGGUGCACCUUUCUGGUCAGCACCAAAGCGAUUUCCUCGUCCCCUGCAGUUUUCCGUUACUGAUCCCAGCCAUCUUCAUUUUAUUAUGGCUGCAUCCAUACUGCGUGCUGAGACAUUUGGCGUUCCUGUACCUGACUGGGUGAAGCACCCCAAGAAAUUGGCGGAGGCUGUUGAUAAAGUCAUUGUUCCUGAUUUUCAACCAAAAAAGAAUGUGAAAAUUGUUACUGAUGAGAAAGCUACUAGUCUUGCUACUGCUUCUGUGGAUGAUUCUGCUGUUAUCAAUGAAUUAAUUAUGAAGCUGGAGCAAUGUCGGAAGACUUUACCACCAAACUUCAGGAUGAAACCUAUUCAGUUUGAAAAGGACGACGAUACAAAUUACCACAUGGAUCUAAUAGCAGCACUUGCUAACAUGAGGGCAAGGAAUUACAGCAUUCCUGAAGUUGAUAAGCUGAAAGCGAAGUUCAUAGCUGGGAGGAUUAUUCCAGCCAUUGCAACUUCAACAGCAAUGGCCACCGGUUUAGUCUGCCUUGAGCUAUAUAAAGUAAUUGAUGGGUCUCACAAGUUAGAAGACUACCGUAACACAUUUGCUAACCUAGCUCUACCAUUAUUCUCCAUGGCUGAACCAGUGCCACCCAAGGUUGUCAAGCACCAGAACAUGAGCUGGACCGUAUGGGACCGAUGGAUCAUAAAAGGUAAUCCCACUUUGAGGGAACUGCUCCAAUGGCUUGCAGACAAGGGCCUGAAUGCUUAUAGCAUUUCUUUUGGAAGUUGUCUGCUCUAUAAUAGCAUGUUCCCUCGGCACAAAGAGCGUAUGGACAAGAAGGUUGCUGACCUAGCAAGGGAUGUGGCCAAGGUAGAGCUACCACCAUACCGCGAUCACCUGGAUGUUGUUGUAGCAUGUGAGGAUGACGAAGAUAAUGAUGUUGAUAUUCCUCAGAUAUCCGUUUACUUCCGCUGAAUAUUCACCUCAUGACAUUAGAAUUGUAAGACAGGGUCUUUAUAUUCCACCCUUUCGAUUAUAGUGUAUUACUUCUAGAGAACGUGCCUGUACGGAUACUUUGAGAUUUCAUUUAUGUAUUGGAAUAACUGAAGCACUCAAACCUGUUUGUUGUCUGUUUGAUCUUUGAUUAAUCAUUUGUGGAGCAUUGUUUGAUAAGCC
This is a messenger RNA of Sesamum indicum (sesame), 3605 nucleotides long. RefSeq names its product ubiquitin-activating enzyme 1 (gene UBA1). Gene Ontology annotation, molecular function: nucleotidyltransferase activity; ubiquitin-like modifier activating enzyme activity; thiosulfate-cyanide sulfurtransferase activity. Gene Ontology annotation, cellular component: cytoplasm. The record is from RefSeq and is a predicted model, not a curated record. Gene Ontology annotation, biological process: protein modification by small protein conjugation. NCBI's taxonomy places the organism in Eukaryota, Viridiplantae, Streptophyta, Magnoliopsida, Lamiales, Pedaliaceae.